CUUGGGUAGGUACAAAUUCUUAGAAAUUAAAAUAUUAAGCAGUUAUCAAUUAAAUAGUUAACAUGCAGAAGUUCGUUAUGAUGCUUCUUCUGUCCGUUGUCGCCGUGUUGGCGAUGGUUCAAGCGAAACCAUCUCCUUGUGGUUACGGCGGUUGCGGUGGUAGCGGGGGUGGACGGGGUUACGGUGGUGGAGGCAGUUAUGGAGGUGGAGGUAGUUACGGAGGUGGAGGCGCUUAUGGAGGUGGAGGCGGUUAUGGAGGUGGAGGCGGCUACGGAGGUGGAGGUGGUUACGGAGGUGUUUCCAGUUCCGGCGAUUAUGGCGGAUGGAGCGAAUAUAAUAUCGGAAACGGGCGAGAGAACUAUAACGAAAUACAUAAUUUGUAUGGUAGAGGAUGUAGUACCUGCGGAGGUCACAAAACCACUAACAUUGGAAAUGGUUUUGGCAACACUAACAAAAUAUGGUACUAGAAUGGAUGAAGAGGAUGUCUCAUAUUUCAUUAUUACAAUGCGUCAAAUGCCAUAAUAUUUUAUAUUAAAAUAUUACAACUUUUCUACUAAAUGAGAAUGAUUACAUUAAUUCGUGUCUUAAUUAAGCCAAA
Maniola jurtina (meadow brown) is the source of this 598-nucleotide messenger RNA. RefSeq names its product glycine-rich RNA-binding protein 3, mitochondrial-like. Bases 63 to 467 code for a protein of 134 amino acids. NCBI's taxonomy places the organism in Eukaryota, Metazoa, Arthropoda, Insecta, Lepidoptera, Nymphalidae. The transcript has 2 exons. The record is from RefSeq and is a predicted model, not a curated record.